UCACGUGUUUAGUGACGUCAUGACGCUUCAUUUAGAAAGCGAAAGUAUAACAGUGAACGCCUUCAUCCAGAGUCUCGCCCAUUUUCUCUUUAUAUUUGCUCAUUAAUGCGCUGAAGGGCUCGUGUUGAUCUACAGUCAUCAUUGUACCGUGUUUCCCGGAGCUCGAGUGUGUGUCUGCGGUGAGUUCUGUCCUCGUGAUUCUCCAGUCUGAUCAGAAACUCGUCUGCUUCUGGAAAGUGUUAACAGAAAUGCGCUCGAUCAUCGUCCUUCUGCUGCUCAACCUGCUCACAGACUGCUCUGUGUCGUUCACCGCCAAGGUUCCUCCUGGUCCUGUAGUGGCUCAUGUGGGCUCCACAGUUAUUCUGCCCUGCUGGAUCUCUCCGGCCCAGAAUGCUGAAGCUCUGGAGAUCCGCUGGUACCGUCAUGAGGAUUUCCGCUACACUGUGCUCUACUUCCAACAUGGCAAGAUACAAGACGAGCAGGAGGAGACCUUCAGGAACCGCAGCUCUCUGACACCACGCUCAGAUCUGUCUGGAGGACUGAAGGGUGGAGAUGUGUCUCUGCAGCUGGAGAAGAUCAUCAUUCAGGAUGAAGCUUUAUUUCACUGCUACGUCAAUGGAGACAGUGACUACAGCAGUGCAGAGCUGGAGCUGAAAGUCACAGCUCCAGGGUCUGCUCCUGUCCUCUUCCCCAGGCCUCUGGAUGACGGCCGGCUGAACGUCAGCUGUAGCUCCAGCGGCUGGUACCCCGAGCCAAACAUCACGUGGACAUCAGACCAGCGAAAGACUCUGCGUCCUGCAGCAGUGUCUCUCCAUCGGGCAGCAGACGGGUUAUUCUCUGUCCACAGCUGGACCACCGUCUCUCCAUCAGACGCUCAGCUGGUCUCCUGCUCCGUGUCCACCACAACUGGAGAGUCCAAAGAGGGAAAGGUGGACAUACAGGGCUUUAUAUCCUCAGAUUCUUCAGACCUGUGGAAGCCUCUGUUCUUAACUCUCCUCAUCUGUGCUCUUCUGGGCUUGGCUGGACUGAUCCUCUACAAAUACAGAAACAUACUAACAGGGAAGAAAGCAGCUGGACCAGAUGGUGAGAAUCUACCUGUGCAGGAGAGAAAAGGAUACAUAGAAGUCCAGAUGUCUGACAACGCUUACGAGAAUGCUUCAGUUCCAGUAGACAUGAAUAUAGAAGACCUGAGGAAACAUGCAGAGCAGAUCACUAUUGAUCGUGAGAAUAUAUCUCCAGAUCUGACGGUUUCUGGUGACUGUAAAUCUGUGAGGGACAGUCCAAAGUAUCAUCACACUGCAGAGGAGUUUCCAUAUCAGUUAUGUGCAUUUGGAGCUCAACAGUUUACCUCUGGACGACACUACUGGGAGUUAGAGCUGGCACUUCCACCAAACCCUCCUAAACUCUCCUGGCUGAUUGGUGUGGUGAAACAUAAACAUUUUAGUGGAAAAGACAGAUCUGCUUUAACUCCAUCAAGGGGUUUCUGGUUUCUGUGUUCAGAUGGGGAAAAUGGCUUUAACACAAACACUGAUCCCCCAAUAACCCUGUCCAUAUCACCGAGACCUGAGCGACUGGGAGUUCUGCUAGAUUAUGAUGAGGGUCUGCUGGAGUUUUACAAUGUUAAAGAGAGGAAACAUCUCCUGAGCAUGCACACUAGAUUCUCUGGCUCAAUCGUUCCUCUGUUUAAUCCUGGUGUAGGCGAUAAAAGUCCACUCAAAAUAGUAGACUGUCCAGUAGAGGAAGAUUCACCUGCAGAGCUCACUGUACCUUCACAGAGUAACUGCAGUGCAGAAAACAUCACAGAAGCCUAACUGAGAGGCGGAGUUAAUAAUGAAACCCCACCCCCCAGUCAAUAUUCCAUUUUUGUUGGAAAUACUUCAUCAUACUCAAAUACUUUCGUUUCAUCCAGACUUUACAUUUUGACAUCACUUUAUUUAGGUUAUACCUUUAAAAUAUUUUGCAGAUUUUUAUUUGGGGGGGGGGGGGGGGGGUGUUGUCGCGAACUGAAGACUACAAGACUAAAAAGGGCAUGUGCACUGCACAGGUUGAGCCCUAGUGUGCACAUGCCUGAAGAAGUCCAUUAGCCUUGUCAUCUGUCAUGCAUUGGUCUACUUUUAAAUACUGGAUAGUUUUUGACCAAAUUUUGUUAAAGAGCAAAGUUAAAUAAUUUCUACUUUAAUAGUGAAGAGAUCGCGAUUGUAAACAGUCUGAGCACACGCGAUGAUGAUGAGAGGACUCGCAGUUCAUUUGAAAAAGCCUAUUUAAGAGCUCGCUUAUCUGUUUUUGACUGCGCUCUUAUAUUAAAAUAAAGCACUUGCGACAUUAUCAGAAAUACCUGCAUUCCCAUGCCGACAUUCAGACUGUGUUUAGAAGAGUGACAGGGCAGAGGAGAGUAAACUCGCUGUCGGAGAAAAGACAGCGAAACGUGUGUGUAGAUCAUCGAAAUGGCAGGAAAUGGCAGGACAUCUCUAUAGUGAAAUUAUCCGAGGAGCAUUAUUCCAAUAAAACAUUUGUUUUUCAGUUGUUAUUUUUUGCCACUGUAACACAGAAAGACAUUUGUCCCGCCCUUAAGUUUCACGCAAAUCUAGACAAGGUCGACUGUGACUGGUCACUUUUCAUGUUAGUCAAAUCACCGCUUUGGAAACAAGCGCUGUGAUUGUACACUUCAGGGGACAGCCAAUGCUGAUCACAUCGCUGUUAUCAUAUGCAUCAAAGGAUUUAAAGUUUUAAUUUUUUCUUCCAUUAUUCAGCAAUUCCUCUGCGUGCCACUAGGAGGAAGCCCGCGUACCACAGUUUGAGAACCACUGCUGUAAUGCAUUCAGUCGCUAUUUUAUACUAUGUUUUCUAUAUGAUGACAUGCUUUAUGUAAACACUUUUCUGAGUAAUAUUGUGCAUUAAUUGGGUUAUAUUAAAAAUAAUCAUUUGAAUGAGUGCAAAUUACUGUUUCAGUGUCAACACUUCAUUAUGUGUGCAGACACCAGUACAUGUCAGGGCUGGGCAUUGAGUAACUGCACAUCUGAAUUUGAUUCAAAAGCUGGUGAAUUGAUUCUUUUCCAAAUUUGAUUCAUUUGAUUUACUGAAAUCUGAGAUUGGGUGGCUCAGUGGUUACACUGUGUCACUGGUUUGAGUCUCGGCUGGGUCAGUUGGUGUUUCUGUGUGGAGUUUGCAUGUUCUCCCCGUGUUGGUGUGGGUUUCCUCCGGGUGCUCCGGUUUCAAAACUGAUUGAUGAUAAGCAAGAAAUGCAUGAUUUAGAGUAAACUGAUUCAUUAUUUAAAUGUGAUGGGGAACAUUGGGUUUUAUUACUAAAUGUUGUUUUACAUUUUAUUGAACAUUUUAAACCAUAACAGAGCUGAUGAUAGCAGAGUUUAAGGGCUCUAUUUUGAUGGUCCAUGUGCAGAGCACAAAGCGCAGGGCGCAAACGCUUUCAGGACAUGUCAGAACGCAUUUUUGCUAAUUUAAG
Molecule: messenger RNA, 3460 nt
Organism: Danio rerio (zebrafish)
Lineage: Eukaryota; Metazoa; Chordata; Actinopteri; Cypriniformes; Danionidae
Source: RefSeq, a predicted model, not a curated record